AUAACAUUUAUUUAAAUAGUCCGAAAAAGGCAACCAUUAUUCCAUAAGAACACACACCAUUAGCUUCUCUUAAUCCUGCUGUUAAUUUUGCACAGGCAAAUAGUGUAUCCUCAUAAGGAGCAGAAUGAAAUUCAAGAGCUCUUGUCCGUCCCGACUCGCACCUUAAUCCUUGGUAACCUUGCCAAUUCUUGCAGGAGGAAAAAACAAAUAUUGUUCCACGGGGCGGCCAAGCUAUUAUUUAAGCAUUAUUUCCUUUGUGUGCUUUGUGAGCAGAGUGUUUUGAAGCACUCCGGCCCUCAUUGCUUAGAUACUAGCUGGGUCUGAACACAGCAGAGAAAAUGCCUGUGAAAAAGAAAUGCUGAACGGAGCCCCGGAAAGCAGGAAAUCUGCCACACAAUACAGAUCUGGUGGGGCCACGCAAGCUGAAGGGUCCCAGCCCCAAUUCCAUCCACCCAAAAAUUUAUCCGAAAGGCAGACUAUCUUUUAGAGGUGGGCAACGCCAUCCUUGCAUCUUUCCUUAUCGCCUCCUUUCCCAUCAUCUCAUGCACAGAAAUUAGCUAAGCAGUGGUCACUGAGAUCAGCUGUGCUAGAGGUCAGCUGCGUGGAGGAGCAUCUCUCCAGAGCUCAGCUGCUUCGCUGGUGAAUGAGCACGGAUGCUCGUUGCACUCAGCUCCCACCAGGCGUUGCCCAAACCAGUAAAGUGUGCUGCUCCCUGGAAGAAGACGACAGCCAUGAUGCCAGCCGGCUGGGGCUCCCAUGAGGCAACGAGGCCGCCGCACAUCGUUUGGGCUGAUCUCGUGAUCCGGGUCCCUCUGCACCAGGGCCGGUCCAAAGUGGCACCCAAAGAGAUGCAAGAUGCGACCUUUGCGGCAGCCAUGAAGCAGCACCCAGGAAGCGAGGGUCACAAUCCGGGCCAAAGGAACAGGAGGACACAUCUGCCCCAACGCUGCCAGGAUUGCACCCGGGGAGCCGAGGAGGAAGACAGAAGGGAGCCCAUUGCCCCGGCCUGCCACACGGUGCCUCCCUCGUCCGCUCCAGAAAAUGGAGACUCUCAAGAAAAACGUGCUGUCCGAACAAUCCUCGUCGACCUGAGACCCAUCCUGGAGAAAGCGUUGGACCUCUCGGACUCUUCUCCAGAGAUGUUGGAGAGAGACUCCCAAAACGAUGAAGAACAUCUGCAGAUGGAGACUGGAGAUCUCCCCACUGAAGGAGGAGGACACAUCUCAGAGAUGGCCACUGCUGCUUCCAUAGAUACCAGCAUCCCUGAGGACGUCUUGCCACCGCUCCCCGGGGAUCCCUUCCGAGCACCCAGUGCCCACGCCGAGAGCACCCGCAAGGCCCCAGAGAUCUGUCCUCAGUUGGACGACUCGACUGAACUUGAGGAAACCACGCUGCUGGCUGCGUUGAACCAUGAACCGAAACUCAGAACGGCCGUUUCCUUGCCUAAGAUUACGCCGCAAGAGUUAGGAGAAGACCAUCUAUUGCAAUCGAUCAAGCCUCCCCCCUCCCCCCCAGACUUCCAUCUCCCCACACAGCUGCUGCUGCAGAGGCUGCAGGAGACGACCACCAGCCGGCAUCACUCGCUGAUUGUGCAAGUCCUGAGUUCGCUGCGGGAGGAACUCUUGAUGGAAGAGCAGCUGCCUUUGGAUGGUGGGGACAAGGCAACCCAUCUCCUGCAGCUGCCCAGCAUCAAAGCUCCAGAAAGGAAGAUGGGAGGCCAGAAGGUGAAGCAUUUGAAGCCCGGCCAAGUGGCCACCGAAAGGAUGCUUGGCAAGUUCACCUGGCACAGGUGCCACAGGUCUGUCUAUGGGGCCGGCUCAGCCCCACAAGCCACAGACCUUUGAGUUGCUGCAAGGUCUUUUAUUAAAGAUGAUGUUGUUGUUGCCACAAAACAAACAACUUAAGAUCAAUGGUUUCUAUGGGUCCAUUCUGACCCAUAGAAGUUUUGCUGAUAACAGGGGUUGGAACUGAACUUUACUCUGCUCAGAAUAGAACCCACUAAAAUUAAUCGACCCAAGCCAGUCAAUGUCUUUGUCUUUGGAUUUCAACAGCUCUACUACUGAAGCUGA
Messenger RNA from Podarcis muralis (Common wall lizard), 2069 nucleotides. RefSeq lists its product as uncharacterized. The record is from RefSeq and is a predicted model, not a curated record. NCBI's taxonomy places the organism in Eukaryota, Metazoa, Chordata, Lepidosauria, Squamata, Lacertidae.